AUGGAUUUAAAAAAUUUAUCAAAAUCGGAAAUGUAUAGACUGUCUCAUAAAGAUGUGGUAUAUCAAAUAAGUAAGGCAGAGUAUUAUGCUGACAUAAAAGAUCCAUAUGCUCAUAAACUUUCAAUUAUGCCUUCAGAUGAAUUAUUUUCAAAAUAUAAUCCUGGACCAAAAAAUCCUGAUGGAACACCAAAUUUUGAAUGCCAUUGUGUGGGACAUUUAGUAGCAUCACCUUGUGGUUAUGCAUUUAGAGAUCUUUUAACAUGUCAAAAUAAACAAAGUAAAACAGAGUUUGAGGAAGGUGCCUGUCAAAAUCAAUUUCUUAAGUUCAUGAAUUGUGUUAUGAAAACAGAAUGUUUUAAAAGUAAUAAUGAAUAA
Strongyloides ratti is the source of this 375-nucleotide messenger RNA. RefSeq lists its product as hypothetical. Bases 1 to 375 code for a protein of 124 amino acids. Gene Ontology annotation, molecular function: protein-disulfide reductase activity. The record is from RefSeq and is a predicted model, not a curated record. Gene Ontology annotation, biological process: protein import into mitochondrial intermembrane space. Gene Ontology annotation, cellular component: mitochondrial intermembrane space. The transcript has 3 exons. NCBI's taxonomy places the organism in Eukaryota, Metazoa, Nematoda, Chromadorea, Rhabditida, Strongyloididae.